CGGGUGUAUCGAGACGAGGUUGAGGUCCCCUUCAGGGACGAUGUACCUGUCAGAUUUCCUAGCUCGGCAUUCGUCAUGCCGAAACAAAGCUCAAGCUUGCGCACCGACAUCUCCAGCUCCCCUCAUUCCAGCCUCCACCACUCAAUUGAAGCGCCCUAGCUUCUUAUCUCCAGCAUGCUCUUGCAAACCCUCUCAUUGUUAUCGCUAGCUAUAGGAGGCUUUGCAGCUUCUCUGCAACCAGCUUCUUCAGACGUUACCACGCUUGACUCUUCGACAUCGAAACAGCUGCUCGCAUUGCAUAAGAAGCUGGUCGAAAUCGAGUCAAUUAGUGACAAUGAGCUCGAAGUAGGGACGUGGCUAGCCUCGUAUCUUAAAGACAAUGGCUUCACUGUUGAGAAGCAGGAGGUCGCGAAGGACCGCUACAAUCUUCUCGCCUACGGCAGCAAGCGCGACACCACCAUCCUCCUAUCCUCCCACAUCGAUACCGUUCCUCCAUACUGGCCAUACUACUACAACAAGACUACCGAUAUAAUUGGUGGGCGUGGUAGCGUAGAUGCGAAGGCAAGCGUUGCAGCGCAAAUACUGGCGGUCGAGGGUCUCGACAAGGAAGGCGAAGCUAAGAUCUUGCGCGACGACAUCUCGUUGCUCUUUGUUGUAGGCGAAGAAACUGGUGGCGAGGGAAUGAAGGCGUUCAGCGCAUGGGACAAACGCCCCCAGUAUGACAUUGUCAUCUUUGGCGAGCCUACAGAGGGCAAGUUAGUCUGUGGACACAAGGGCAUAUUGGGCUUUGAGAUGCAUGCUACAGGCAAGGCAGCGCACUCAGGAUAUCCUUGGCUCGGCGUGAGCGCCAACGAUAUCCUGGCUGAGGCGUUGGCCUCGCUACUCGAGCUGAGACAGCACUUGCCUUGGAGUGAGAAGUACGGCAACACGACCAUGAACUUCGGCCGCAUCCAGGGUGGUGUAGCAGCCAACGUGGUCGCAGAGACAGCAAGCGCAAAGAUCGCGACACGUCUUGCAGCCGGUACACCCAAGGUUGUCCAGGGCCUCAUUCUGAAUGCUACCAAGGACGUCAAGGCACGCGCACAACAACAGGGCGGUGAUCUGGAGUUUGAUUGGAGUGGCAAUGGCUACGGCCCAGUAGAUAUUGAUUGUGACAUUGACGGCUUUGAGAAGCUGACUGUCAACUACGGCACUGACGUGCCUAACCUCGAAGGCGACCACCGACGGUAUCUGUACGGACCCGGCAACAUCUUUGUCGCGCAUUCAGACCACGAGGCCCUGAAGAGGAAGGAGCUCGAGCAGGCCGUCCUCGAUUAUAGGAGGCUGAUCAUCCAAACCUCAAAGAUGGAGCCAAAGCAGCGGGGCUCUGAGAUCUAUGACGAUCAAGUCGAACUGUAGAUAAGUAUCUAUGUACAUAUAUGUAACUCACGAAAUAUAGAGAACCGUCGCGUUUGCUCACGGGUGGAGAAUUUGUUGUGUCCAAAGGACAAUCUCAACUAUCCACACUACAAUCUAACGAUACUUAAAUAUUCCAAUGUGUUCUUACAGAACAUAGCUAUAACAGUCUGUUCUCCUCAGUGUAAUUGUCCCUCUAAAGUCGAUGAAACGAUUGGAGAACCCGUUGAACUCCAGAAAAGAACAUGGCAUCGCAGUCCUAAACUUCAC
Molecule: messenger RNA, 1665 nt
Organism: Boeremia exigua
Lineage: Eukaryota; Fungi; Ascomycota; Dothideomycetes; Pleosporales; Didymellaceae
Exons: 1
Coding region: 175-1398 (407 amino acids)
Molecular function (GO): hydrolase activity
Source: RefSeq, a predicted model, not a curated record